CGUAUCGUAAAACAAACGGUCCAACCCGUUUUGUCCUCCGGAACCAGCAACGGUGUCUAGUGAAAAUAUCAUCGACCCCCGGCAUUCGGAAGGAGUUCGAAUAAGGGAAUAGAAUAAAAGUGAACCAACGCCGACCGACGCCGGCGAGUCUCCAGCAAAACCCGGAACCGGAAGUGGAACCGGAGCCAGCGAUAUUUGCAGCUGAAAACUCGCCUUCAGCCCUCAGCCUCGGAUCCAAGCAGGCCAGCAAAAUGAGCAAAUUCUAUUCGAUUUUUAUGCAAAUUUGUGUGAUCGCCGCAUCGAUGCAGGCUGGGCUGAGCAUCAAAUGCUACAACUGCGACUCAACCAGCAACGAAGAAUGCCUGAACCUGAACACCAAGUCCGCCAUCGUCGCCGAGACCUGCACGCCGAGCAAAAUGGCGGCCACGACCGGUAACUGGCUGGCGGAUCUGACGCGCAUCGAAUACUUCGGUGGAACGGAAAUCACGGUCCCGAUGGUGUGCCAGAAGAUCGUCGCUUCAAACGAAAACGGUGACACAAUGACGUACCGAGGCUGCCAGCUGGACGGUGGCAAGACUGAUCCAUGCCAGAUCGCGUACGGCAAGGCGAAAUUGCAGCGUGGCGUCAUGAUCGAACACUGCUCGACCUGCAAGGACGACGGAUGUAACGGAGCCCCGAGGCUGAUGGGACGACCGACGCUUUGGCUGCUGACCGGAACCGCCCUCGCUCUGGCAGGACUCACCUCCCGGCGGCUGUUCCUGUAAAAUGAAUCCUUCACAGCGAAGCACCGAGUAUUAGGCGCAUCCACCAAACCUGUACAUACGAGAUUGAUUUGGAGACGAAAUCAACGGACACUUAUGCACGCGCGGAAUCUGCUAAUCCGGUCGCUACUGCGCCGGUUCCAAACAAGUAGCUUCACUUCAGCCAGUUUUGUCGGCACGGAGAUGAGUCACAGGAGUUGAGGCACAAACGAUUGGCUUAGCUCGUUCGAACGGUACGGUAUGGUGACAGAAAAUUGCCAUUAAUGAUAACAACCAUGAGUCACGAUGGGUAUUUGUGGAGUAACGCGAUGCUGGUGCUGAUGGGGUAGAUAAGGCUAAGAUCAUAACCGACGUAGCGACGUAGUUUCCAUUUAGAGGGAGUGAAAAACAAAAUCACUUUAAAAUAAAUCGUAGCCACACAAGAAAAUUCACUACGUCCGAUAGUUACUCAUUAGCGAGAUAGGCACGUAAGCUAAGACAUUCAGAAACGAUUCAAAGCAAAUUCGAGCACAUAAUUUAUAACGAUUAAACCGAUUGAAAUACUCGAAGAUCAAAUUCACGCAUAUGCCUUCAUUGGAGAAAAAAAAAAACAAAUAAAACUUGUUGGGAAGCAUAAUUUAAGAUUGUCGUACGAUUGAACAUCUUCUAACCAUUUGAUAUUGAUAACUACAUAAUGCACUAAAAAUCUAGUACGUAAAUCUAGUUCACGCAAUUUGCUGGAAAAGUAUAUAUUUUUAGUAAUUUUUGUUUGCUAAAAUCGAGCGAUCACUAGCUUUUCGGAAGAUUCAGGACAAAUCGCUUCGACCUGAUCCUACGUGAUCUCCCAACAGCGGGCGAAUUCGAAUCAGUGGAGUUGUAUCAGAAAAACAAAACCUGUCUAGGAGAACGUCGACUCUCUGCAGGUCCGAAUGUUGUUGGCACAAUAAAUGUUAGACUCAUUUAUAUGAGACAUAGCCCUACCUUAAAGGGAUUCGACCGUGAGACGCAGUUUGAAAAGUUAGCAGAAUUGUUUCACCAUCGGCAGCGCACAAUGAUAAUAAUUAUUAUAAAAAAACACUGACGUAAUGGCAACGGUAACAUUAAUAACAACUAUAGCAAACGCAAUAUUUGCAGCGUAAUAGCACCAGCACGAACCAUCAAAAUAAUGUACCCUCUCCUGAGGGCGUAUGUGGCGCCUUUUACAAUUGAAAGCGCACUAGAUGAUAAGCAUAAAAAAACUCAUCAGCACGAACGGCAAAAAGGCUUUACUCAUGGGCAUGUUUUCUCAUUGUUCCCCUUAAUUAGGAGUGGCUUAAAGCUGUGCAGCUAGAGCGAUAUUUACGCUUGACUCCAUGAUAAAAAACACACACACAACAGCUUAAGAACAUCGUUUUCUAGCCGAACGCAUUGAAUGAUAUAUUGGAGAAAUUUGAAUGUAUAUAAACAAGUUUUCGUAAUUGUUAAAAAAAGGUACUGAUUUUAUAUUGAUUUAUUUCUAUCGCUUUUUCAUUUGCGAUAGAGCAGGCAAUGCAGCUUCCAGCAUAUAUGUGACGGUUGAGAUUUUUUUAAACUAAAAGUAUUUAUAAAGCUGGCGUGAAAUACGCACUCGAUACUAGCGUGAAACCCACAGUAAGAUCCCACUAAAACCCCGUAAGCUGCAAUGCACUGGUGCACGAAUAGAGAGAAAGGCAUAGAAAAUAAAAACAACCAAAUAACACCGACACGAUUCAGAAGGAAAUAAAUGACCG
Molecule: messenger RNA, 2488 nt
Organism: Anopheles nili
Lineage: Eukaryota; Metazoa; Arthropoda; Insecta; Diptera; Culicidae
Exons: 4
Coding region: 252-764 (170 amino acids)
Biological process (GO): sleep; regulation of synaptic transmission, cholinergic; positive regulation of voltage-gated potassium channel activity
Source: RefSeq, a predicted model, not a curated record